CAGACUCAGCCUGACCCUGUGCGAAGCUGAGCAAGAAGCUGCGGACCGACAAGUUACGCGUCCUGGAGGUUCUGGGGUGUCGCGUCGGUGGCCAACCCGCGGUGCUCUCGCAGGCUCGCCAGCUCCUGCGUCCUCGUUGCUGUCCUCAGCUGGCUCUUUAAGCCUGGACUCCAGACUUCAGGCCGUGCCGCCAUGGACUUCUCCAAGUUCCUGGCCGAGGACUUCGACGUGAAGGAAUGGAUCAAUGCGGCCUUCAGGGCUGGCCCGAAGGAGGCGGCGGCCGGGAAGGCGGACGGCCACGCAGCCACUUUGGUUAUGAAGCUACAGCUGUUCAUCCAAGAGGUGAACCACGCCGUGGAGGAGACAAGUCUCCAAGCUCUUCAGAACAUGCCCAAAGUGCUCCGUGAUGUUGAAGCCCUAAAACAGGAAGCAUCUUUUCUUAAAGAACAAAUGAUUCUUGUCAAGGAAGACAUUAAAAAAUUUGAACAGGACACAUCUCAAUCAAUGCAGGUGUUGGUAGAAAUCGACCAGGUGAAGUCCAGGAUGCAGCUUGCCGCUGAAUCUCUUCAAGAAGCAGAUAAGUGGAGCACAUUGAGCGCUGAUAUUGAGGAGACAUUUAAGACUCAAGACAUAGCUGUAAUUUCUGCCAAGCUAACAGGUAUGCAGAACAGCUUAAUGAUGCUUGUUGAUACACCAGACUACUCAGAAAAAUGUGUGCACUUGGAAGCAUUAAAAAACAGGCUGGAGGCCCUGGCCAGUCCCCAGAUUAUAACGGCAUUCACCUCUCAGGAUAUAGGUGAGUCCGUGAUUUUUCUAAAGUUUGUCUUCCAUUUGGCUGAUAGGGUGCCGAGCCAAUUUUUAUUAUAUCAUUAUUUAUGCUAUGGCGUGCAGCUUUUAGCAGCCUGGCAAGAGCUGUGCCAGAGUGACCUCCCCCUGGACCGGCAGCUCACUGGACUCUAUGAUGCCUUGCUCAGUGCUUGGCACACUCAAAUCCAAUGGGCCACACAGGUUUUUAAGAAUCCCCACGAGGUGGUGACAGUGUUGCUGAUCCAGACCCUGGGGGCCUUGGUGCCCUCCCUGCCCAUGUGCCUCAGCUCCGGAGUGGAGAGGGCAGGGCCUGAGCUGGAGCUUACUAAACUGCUGGAGUUCUACGAUGCCACUACCCACUUCGCCAAGGGAUUGGAGAUGGCGCUACUCCCCCAUCUACAUGAGCAUAACCUGGUGAAAGUCACGGAGCUGGUGGAUGCUGUGUACGGGCCCUACAAGCCCUACCAGCUGAAGUAUGGUGACAUGGAAGAGAACAACCUCCUCAUUGAGAUCAGCGCUGUGCCUUUGGAACACGGAGAAGUAAUUGACUGUGUGCAAGAGCUGAGCCACUCUGUGAAAAAGCUGUUUAGUUUGGCGUCUGCAGCUGUUGACAGAUGCGCCAGAUUCACCAAUGGCCUGGGGACCUGCGGCCUGCUGGCAGCUCUGAAAUCCCUCUUUGCCAAGUAUGUGUCUGAUUUCACCAAUACUCUCCAGUCAAUACGGAAGAAGUGCAAACUCGAUGAUAUUCCUCCCAAUUCCCUUUUUCAAGAAGAUUGGACGGCUUUUCAGAACUCCAUUAGAAUAAUAGCCACCUGUGGAGAGCUCUUGCGGCAGUGUGGGGACUUUGAGCAGCAGCUGGCAAACAGGAUUUUGUCUACAGCUGGGAAGUAUCUGUCUGACCCUGGUGGCCCUUGGAGCCUGGCUGGUUUUCAGGAUAGUAUCUUGACGGACAAGAAGAGCUCUGCCAAAAACCCAUGGCAAGAAUAUAAUUACCUGCAGAAAGAUAACCCCGCUGAAUAUGCCAGUUUAAUGGAAAUACUUUAUACCCUCAAGGAAAAAGGAUCAAGUAAUCACAACCUGCUGGCUUUGUCUCGAGCAGCCCUGACUCGCCUCAACCAGCAGGCUCACCAGCUGGCCUUCGACUCUGUCUUCCUGCGCAUCAAACAGCAGCUGUCACUCAUUUCCAAGAUGGAUAGCUGGAACACAGCCGGCAUUGGAGAAACCCUCACGGAUGAGCUGCCUGCCUUUAGUCUCACCCCACUCGAGUACAUCAGCAAUAUUGGGCAGUAUAUCAUGUCCCUCCCUUUGAAUCUUGAGCCAUUUGUGACUCAGGAAGACUCUGCCUUGGAGCUGGCUUUACAUGCUGGAAAGCUUCCAUUUCCUCCCGAGCAAGGGGAUGAAUUGCCUGAGCUGGACAACAUGGCAGAUAACUGGCUGGGCUCCAUCGCCAGAGCCACGAUGCAGACCUACUGUGAUGUCAUCCUCCAGAUCCCUGAGCUGACCCCUCACUCCACCAAGCAGCUGGCCACUGACAUCGACUAUCUGAUCAAUGUGAUGGACGCCCUGGGCCUGCAGCCAUCCCGUACCCUCCAGAACAUCGUGACACUCUUGAAGGCCAGGCCUGAGGAUUACAGGCAGGUUAGCAAAGGCCUUCCUCGUCGCCUGGUCACCACGGUGGCCACCAUGCGGAGUGUGAAUUACUGACCCCACUGCACACCUGAUUGCCAAGGUCAGAUCCAGUGUGCUCUAAUCACAGGACUCCCCAGCACAUAUUCAUGUGAAAACUGCCAGGGAUUGGGCAGAAUUUGUUUUAAAAAGACUUGUUUCAUUUAUACAACCGAAAAACAGGCUGUAAAUUAGAGAUAUAUUAUUUAUCAGGGGAGAAUUUUUAGAUAAUUUUUUAAUAUGAUCUGACCUUGAA
This is a messenger RNA of Otolemur garnettii (small-eared galago), 2728 nucleotides long. It is a transcript of the gene COG7, whose product is annotated as component of oligomeric golgi complex 7. The transcript is spliced from 19 exons. Bases 193 to 2511 code for a protein of 772 amino acids. Gene Ontology annotation, cellular component: COG complex. The record is from RefSeq and is a predicted model, not a curated record. Gene Ontology annotation, biological process: Golgi organization; intracellular protein transport; retrograde vesicle-mediated transport, Golgi to endoplasmic reticulum. Lineage: Eukaryota; Metazoa; Chordata; Mammalia; Primates; Galagidae.